AUUGAAAAGUGAUUUUGUUUUACACGACUUAAAUACAUGCUUAGUUCAUUGGGGCAGUUACAAAAAUGUGGAUAAUUUAAGUGUAAUCAGUGCUUUAAUAUCAUUUGACAUUUACUGAAUUUGAUCUACUUGACUUAAAGCUUUUGGGAUUUUGGUAUUGCAGGUUGUGAGUUUGUUUCAUUCCUUUGGACUUUAAUUGUAAGGAGAAUGUUAACACUUUUGUAAAGAAAGUUUAUUUGAAGACUUGUGUAAUUAAAAGUGUUAAACAGGUUCUAAUCUACGAUUAUUUCAGCAACAAUGUAUCAUCACUUCUUUGACAGGAGAGGAGACCUCUUGGACCAGUUUCCAACACGAGAAAACGGUGAAAUGUAUUACGGUUCACAGAUGCAACUUAGUCCUGAACGGACGUCCCUGAAUUCAUUAAAGGGAGGCAAUCCACAAGAUUCUAUGCUUUCUUUGUUUCCUGAUGACGACAGUGGUUUUAACUCAACAUUUAGAUCAAAAAGCAGAUCAGGAUUGUAUUUAUCUGACGAUUACAACAUAUCUCCGAGAAUGAGCCGUUCACGUUCCAUGACACGUAUUCCCAUGACAAGCUCCCAAGACCUUGACCCUAUCCUGUCACAGUCAUUGAGGACGCGACCUUUCGAGCACUCGUUGCGGCACUUGAAGGAUAAUUUAGAUGACAGUGAAAACAGAAGAGUUGUGCUAGUGCACAAAUUGAAAGAAGCACAGGAAACAUUAGAGUUACAAAAUGACAGAUUAAACAGAAUAGAAGGAACUGCCAAAACCAACUCAGUACUUGUAGAUGAUUUAAAAUACAAAGAAAAGGAAUAUCGAGAUAAAAUCAACCAGUUAGAAAAGUCAGAGGAUGAUAAAUCCUAUCUGAAGUACGAGAAUGAUAGGUUAAGAGAUGAAAUGCAAAACAGGAUAGACAAGCUGGAUUUUGCUUUAAGAUCAUUACAAGCACAGCACCAGGUGUCUGAGACAGAAAAUAUCAAACGAAGCAACCUCCUUGAACAGUCCACAACAGCAUUAUCACUGCUAGAAAAUGAAAAUACUAAACUCAAAAAGGAUAAAGAUACACUACGACAAGAACUUCUGGUUGCUAAGGAAGCUCUGGAGUUGGCAAGGGAGAAGUAUGGACCAAUGGAGGGAGAAAACAGAAACAUUAAACAUGAGAUGGAAAGAAUCAAAGAGACAUUCCUAGAAAUGAAAGAGGAAAAUGACAGAUUAUCCCACAAAGCACAGUCCUCUACCAGUAAACUGAAUGAACUUAAGGAUCUCACAGAGUCUAUGAGAGAGGAGAAUGAAAAACUGGCCAGCUCCUGGAAACAGCUAGCAGAGGAAAAACAAAAACUUGUACGUGAAAUUGACAAUAAUCAAGAAAAUCACAGAGACGCACGUGCACGUGUUACAAACCUUGCAACAGAGCGAGAUCGACUGUUCAAUGAGAAAAUGGAACUGACAAGUAAAACACAGCAGCUAAUGAUUGACAAGGAGCAAGUUGAAAAGGCAUGGCGAAUAUUGAUGGAGAAAAAAGAUCUUGCUGAAAAGACCAAGAUAGCCCUUGAAGAGCAGAUAGCAGAGCAAGAAGAAGAAUUGGCAAGAAUCAGAAAAGGUGUGAAACGGAAAGACGAGGAGCGGCGAUUACUGGAGGAAACUUUGCAUGAUUCUAAAAAUAACUAUGAUGACCUAUACAAAGAGUUAAGCAAUGUACGAGCAUACUAUGAGCGGUCUUUAGAACAAAUCAGUGUACUGGAGAACAACAAACAUUGGCCUAAAACAGUUAGAACUGGGUCGUAUGUCAAAGGACAAGGUUACAGUGACCUUCAGAUUGAAACUGAUUGGCUGGCUGAAGGAAAAUCUCGUGAUUUGAAAAAUGAAAGACAACAAUUGGAGGAAGCCGUCCUUGACCUCAAGGUUAUACAGACGAUUGCACAAUUACAGGAUGAUCUACGUCAGAUGAAACAAGAUAAGUCAAAAUCAGAGGACAAAAUACAGGAGCUUGAAAUUAAAUUACAAAAGGCGAACGAUGAUCUGAAGGAAAUGGCAAGUUUAAAGCAAGGUGAAAUUGACACAUUGAAAUCAACAUGUGACCGUCUGUCUGCGGGAACAACAAAGAAAGAAACAGAAUUACAGUUAAUGUCAGAAAAGGUUCAACAGGUGGAAUUGCAGAAUGACCGACUGAGAGAUGAGCUGAGAAGUUACAAGGAAGAGUGUGAGCAACUCUCGGAUCAAGUCGAGGAUAUAAAAAAACUUAAAGAUGAAAAUCGUCGUCUGCUGCAAGAAAAGGCGGAGAACGAGCAAGUGAUCAAGCUUCUGGAGACACAGAAAGAAGUGCUGUCUAAAAGUGCUGAUUCCAGUAUGGAGAAACUUAAAGAUAUUGACAAACUAACAGACAAGAUAGAACAAUAUAGGAGUGACAAUGAACAUCUCAGGAGUAGGAUAGCAGAGCUUGAAAAAGUGCGAGACAAUCUGAUAGCCCAGAAAGAGGAACUUCUUGCUAACAGUGAGUUAAUCUACAAGAAACCACAGUUAGAGGAACUUGAAGCUAAGAUUGAUGAGUUACGAGAUGCCAACAAGCAACUAAGGGAGAUAAAUGAACAGGUCAAUGAGAAGGCAGAGGUCUUACAGCAGGAGAAUGCCACGCUGAAAGAUGCAGUGGGUGGUGAUGGUUCAGUUGUUCCGAGAGUAGAACUUGAAAGGCUCACAAGGGAGAAAGAACGAAUGCAGAGUGAGUAUGAUCAUCUAAAACAGGAGCACGAGAAUCUCGAGGAACGCCAUCAGAGAUUUAUCAUACAAUACGGUCAUGAAGGUUCGGAAACAAGGAAAGACAAAGAUAUCAUAGCUGGAUUAAACAUGGAGAAAGAAGCUUUAGAAAAGACAGUUGCACUCAUUAAUGGUCAGAUGUUACUGGUAGAGGGAGGUAAAAAACGACUUGAUGAUGUGGUUGAUGAUCUUCAGACAGAGAUUGUCUCCCUUAGACAACAGCUUGAAGAGGCUGAGAAAAAGAUUGCUGAAUAUGUUAAAAAGGAGACCGAGGAUAACAAAAUCCACAGUCAACAACAUUUGUUGCAACCGCACUUGCCGUUUUUUCCAACAAUGCGGGUCAGGCAUCAGCCAGAGGUAGAAGCUCUUCAGGAAGAAAUAAAUAUACUGAAUGAGCAGCUUGAUGAAUCAAAAUAUGAGCAAGAUAAACAGAGAAGGCUUAUACAAACACUGAAAGAUGACAUUGAAGAAGAAAGAAAUAAAAAACCAACUCAGAUUAGAGAGUCAUUGGAUGAUGUAGGUACAGAGUUACGGGACAUGAGAGACGAGCUUCACAAAUUGAUGGGAGUGAUAGAGAGUAAAGACCAUGCCAUAGAAACUCUAGAAAAUCAACUGAGGACCUCCAAGGGAGAAAUUCAAAUGAAGGCACAGGCAAUGUCUGACCUUCAGGUGCUAGUUAGUGAUCUUGAGCAGAAGAACGAGGAGUUACGACAUAGUGUUGACGGUGUACGACAUAGCGUUGAGGAGAAGUUGCUCUCACCAAGACGUACCAGUCCAAGUCCACCUCGGAAAUCUAGGUCACCAAGUUCUAGAGGGUCAAGGAUUCCAAGGAAAGUGGAGGACGGCAGUAAGGAUCAUCAGUCAGGAGGCGUAUCAAGUGUAUUUAUAGGGAGAUCACGAAGUCAGGAUAGGGGGAGUGACAUUAUUAAACGACUGCAACCUGCAGAGUCGUUGUUUAAACGUGAGUCUCGGUCAUUAACUAAAACCUCGACCGAGUCUGACACCUCAGAAGGUAUUGAAGUAGUUCCUGGGAAUUAUGGAUCUAAAUUUAUCUCUAAACAAAUCAAGCGGAGCCAAAGUGAAAAAGGUGGCGAUAGGUUACAGAGUCUAAUUUCAAAGUACCGUGGAUACAGCGAUGCAGGGAGCCAGCCAGAAAGGAAAAUAAAACCACUCUCAAUUUCACCUAGUAGUAAAAUGGGAUUAGUCACAAAGGGGAGAAGUUUUGGGCCAGCAGCCCCUAAAACAGAUAAAGAGGUGAGUGGUGAGGACACUGAGUCACGUGUGCAAGAAUCUCACUUUCCUUUUACCUCAUCACAUUUAGCAAAUUCUGAAUCUUACGCUCAAAAAAAUAGUCCUGUUUUGCAAGAUAGUAGUGCCAAAGAUAUUGAGGUGCCAAUUGAGAGAGUUGAAGCUGCUGGACAAACUGAAAUGGAGGGUGGAUUGGAAGGGGGCCGGAAUGGGGAGACAGGCACAGAGGGACAGGAAGAAGCUGAAAUGGAAACGGACGAUGACGAUGAUGAAGAGGAUGAGGAAGAAUCAGAUUCUGAACAAAAAGACAUAGAUAGACUCAUUGACAGUUGCUAUAGAACUCACUUAGCAUUUCUAAAGAAACUCAAGAAGCGUGGAUUCAAGGGGCCUAAGGGAGGUAAGAACGGUGGAUGGCUGAAAGUGACUUUUGCAGACCAAAGUGCCUCUCACCCCAAACCGAUCCUGUCUGUUAGUCCACCAAAAAUCACAAGUACACUAAAGCGCUCAAAAUGUGAUCGAAACCAGUUAUCACCUUCUUGACAGUUUAUUGGAGUAUCAAUUAAACCAAUCAGAGCAUUCGUGUAAUGCUACCUGACACACCAGCCAAUCAAAUUAUGGAGCAUCUUUUCAGCCAAUCAGAUUACUGUUUCAGGACUCCUCAUAUGGUUACAGUCUAUGUUAUUUGACAUAUGAUUGACAGUUUAACCAGUCCAAAUUUGGUCUUCUUUAAAUAGUGAAAUGGAUCAUGAAUACGAAGUUGUUUACUUCUCAAAGAUUAAAUGCUGAUUCAUAUUUUACUGAUAAGCAUAUUUGAAAUUUUGAAUUGUACCAGAUAUUGUUGUGAUUUCAAAGUAGAAAAUCUUUUGAAAAUAUAACCUUAUAUUAAUAAGGUGACAUUUUAAUAGCCUAUCUGAAAUUAAAACCAGAACCAAUUGCUUAAAAUGUUCAUUGGGAAAUGUCACUGGUUAACUUUAACAAUUUUCUGUUUAAUAUUCCAAUCCUGGAAAUGAAAAUUGUCUGUUAGAAUUUUUGCGUUUUACUGAUACGUAACUUAUAUAUAAACAAUUUUUUUUUUUCAAAAGAUUUUCCUUUUUGUUAAAAAUUAAUGGAACAUAAAUUAAAUUUUAUUGUGGACCUAAUAAUUCAGACAUGUAAAAUGACUGGUCAGUAGUAAGAUUUUUGAUUGAUAACAAAAGACAAUAUAUGAAUAUGCAAAUUAUUCGGAGAGAUCAGAGCAUUCUGUGAUAAAUUUACUUAGUAAGUGUGAUACAUGCUGUGAGUCUGAAAAUAUACUGGAAGUGGAAAUUUAAUGACACAAACACUGCAUGAACAGUAAGCCCCUUGAAGCUAAAUUUGGUGUCGGUGCUUAUCCAUUAUAAAGGGAGGUAAUCGUAAAGGUCGAACUAGAAGUAUUUAGAAAAAUCCAUGAAUAAAAGCAGUAUUGUUUUGAAAAGAGCUGAUUUUAUGAGUUUUAGAUUUUUAACUGCAAAAAAACUUAAUUAACUAGUUCAAAGGUAUUUUUAGACACAACAGUAAAUUAUGCAAGUACCCGUAAGUUUAAGAAAUGGCGUCAUAUUUUCAUUAAAUAUGUUUUGUAAUAUUUUCAGACUUACAGUAUUUUUUAUAUAAUAAUUAUGUGAUAUUUUAUUUUUAUAUCUUCAUAUAGAUGUUUGUUACUAGGAUCUAUUUUAUUUCUGAAAUUCCUACAAAAUGUUUUAGGUUACAGAUAAAAAAAAAGAUAAGGCUAGCUUAAAAUAAUACAGAGAACAAAGUAAUUUAAUACCUUAAGAAAUUAUAAAAAAGUUGUUACGGUAUUUUCAUCAUUGUUUUCAUGGUAUCAGAAGGAUUUUGCAAGAUAAUCACUUUUUGUGACCUACCCUCCCAUUUUUGGGGUACGGGCACUUAGAUUUGCCCUUGUCCAUAUGUCUGCCCAUCCGUCUGUCUGUCCAAAUUUGUGUCAUGUAUAUCUCGUGAAGUUUUGUCCUGGAAUCAUCAAACUUAACGUGUUAUUCAGCAGCUCAUGUUUUGCACUUGGUGUUUUAAUUGGGAUUUCUCACAUCCAGACAAGAGUUGCAUACAGAGGCACACAUCUACAUGUAGUUUAAACUGCCUUUGAUAAUAUCAGAAAUUUUUCUUAUUGUUCUCUUAUAACAUGUUACAAAUCACAUGUACCAGAAAAUAAUUUUUGUGGCAUCAUUUGAAUUAAAUUUGGAAAUGUUUUCAAUAUUCUGAGUUUAACAUUUAUUUUGUCGCAGUUUCUUCAAUGACUGAUCCCUAUUUAUAUUGCCAUACAAAAACUGUUCAUAUUUUAUUUUUGAAAGUAGUCUUGUUUGUUUUUUUUAUAGUCAUUAGAAAAACUGUUAGUAUAAAACUAAUUAUACAAUAGUUUUUUUACAACUCCACCAUUAUUUAUACAGUAUUUAUUUAUUUUUUGUCUUUGUAUGUCUUUAUUUUCACCAGUGUUGUGUAAAAGCAUUUUAGAAGGUUAUUUUAAUAAAAAUAUAUAUUUAUUUUA
Messenger RNA from Mercenaria mercenaria, 6532 nucleotides. RefSeq names its product myosin heavy chain, non-muscle-like. NCBI's taxonomy places the organism in Eukaryota, Metazoa, Mollusca, Bivalvia, Venerida, Veneridae. The record is from RefSeq and is a predicted model, not a curated record. Bases 298 to 4557 code for a protein of 1419 amino acids. The transcript is spliced from 41 exons.